Molecule: messenger RNA, 1419 nt
Organism: Colletotrichum higginsianum IMI 349063
Lineage: Eukaryota; Fungi; Ascomycota; Sordariomycetes; Glomerellales; Glomerellaceae
Product: Glycoside hydrolase family 76
Exons: 3
Coding region: 1-1419 (472 amino acids)
Biological process (GO): carbohydrate catabolic process; fungal-type cell wall biogenesis
Molecular function (GO): mannan endo-1,6-alpha-mannosidase activity
Source: RefSeq, a predicted model, not a curated record
AUGUUCAUGUCCCCGACUCUGGCUCUGCCAGGAGCUCUUCUGCUUCUGGGCAGUUUGCCCUCCGCCGCCGCCGAGCUCAAGAUUGAUACCCGCAACAACAUUGUGGACUCUGCACGCUCACUCGCCAAGGACGCCAUGACUUUCUACAAAGGUGAGGAACCCGGACAGAUCCCGGGCUUGCUUCCGGGACCCCCGCUCUACGACGACGAUGGCGACUACUGGUGGUACCAAGGCGCCAGCUUCUGGGCCACCUAUCUCGACUACUGGCACCUAACCGGGGAUGACGCCUACACGGACACGAUCGCCAAGGGAAUGCUGCACCAGACGGGCCCGAACAACGACUAUAUGCCUCCCAACCAUACGGCAAACAUCGGCAACGAUGAUCAGUGUUUCUGGGGAACGGCCGCCUUGGUAGCCGCCGAGUACGGUUUCCCUACCGUGGACGGGAAAGCCACGUGGAUCGAUCUUGCAAAGGCCGUCUGGGCCACCCAGGCAUCGCCGGACCGUCACGACGAGACGUGCAACGGUGGUCUCCGCUGGCAGAUCCCCUUCUCCAACGUAGGCUACGACGUCAAGAACACGGCUUCCAACGCGUGCUUCUUCAACAUGGGAGCUCGUCUCGGCCGUUUCACCGGAAACGCCACCUACUCGGAGUGGGCCGACAAGACCUGGGACUGGCUUUCCCAGGUCGGCUUGAUCGACAGCGAGAACUGGGCCGUGUACGACGGGGUUCGCGCCGAUAACUGCACCCACAUGUUCACGGCCCAAGUGUCUUACAACGCCGCCAUGCUCGUCCAAGGCGCCGCGUUCAUGUACAACAACACCAACGGCUCCGACGUCUGGCGCGAACGUACCGAGAAGCUCACCGAGUCUCUCCUGGAGACCUUCUUCCACAAUGGAACCGCCUUCGAAGUCGUCUGCGAGGGCCGCAAGGGGACCUGCGCGGGAGACAUCCUCUGGUACAAGGGCUACGUGCACCGCUGGCUGUCGUCCGCCACGCAGUUGGCCCCCUUCCUCGCCGGCUCGGUCCUGCCCGUCCUCAAGACGUCCGCCGACGCCGCGGUCAAGCAGUGCGUGUCCGGCUCGUCGGGCCUCACGAACCGGUGCGGGUUCUACUGGGCCGAGGGGACGUUCUCGGACCCCCAGGCCACCGACAAGACCACGGGCGCGGGCGAGGCGGUGAAUGUGCUCGCCGCGGUGUCUAACCUGCUCAUCUCAGACGCCAGGGCACCGAUCACCGAAGCUGACGACAGAGCCGGCGGUCCGAAAGGGACCGGCCAGGACGGCUCACCCAGCGCUGCUUCGGGGACGGCCUCGCCGGCGAAACCAACCGUUCCCUCAGGGGCUGGGUGCAUCGGAGUCGAUAUGGGCGUGUCUCUGUUGAUUGGCUCUUUGAUGACUUUGACAUGGGCCUUCUAG